AUUAAAGGAACUCGAUAUGAAAGAAAUUAUCUUGAUCCUUUCAAAUGAGGAUAAGUUGCUUGGAGAAGAUAGCGUUACAGAAUGGCCUCGAGGUCUCCUCGGUAAAGAUGCAACAAGAGAGAUUCUUCAUACAAGGAGAUAUCAAAAUGUUUACCUUAAUUUAAAGCAGGAGACGUUGAAGGAACAACCGUCGAAUAGUAUAAUGACAUUCGUAUUCGCAGGAAUUCUUAAUCAAAUUCAUUUCCAUAUAGCAUUUGAUUG
Molecule: messenger RNA, 261 nt
Organism: Funneliformis mosseae
Lineage: Eukaryota; Fungi; Glomeromycota; Glomeromycetes; Glomerales; Glomeraceae
Source: the annotation of a GenBank genome assembly